UCUCUCUCUCUCUCUCUCUCUGCUUUGUUUGCUCGAUUUUCUUCUGUUCUAUUUCCUGCGUGCGCGCGGUUGAAGUUAUACACACACAAAAAAAAAACAGUAUUUCCUAGUAGUUUUUAGUUGGGCCGGUGACUGCGUAAUCCUCUAACGGGUUGGGCGACUCCGACCCCCAAAGGCCAAACCGUCUCGGUCGACGGGGGGUGCUGGGCUCGUCGACGUCGACGCGGCCGGCGGCGCGCGGCCAGCCGGUGAACGAAGAAACCCGUACGCGGGCCGGCGGGGCAAUGCAAACAGCUAGAUGCGCUGACGCGGCGGCUGUGCGGGCGCGCACCCUGUUUUCACGGCGGGAACCUUCGCGGACGCUGCCUGCCAGUGCCAGCCAACACGGCCACACACACUCUCUCUAGCUAUUGUGUCUAUCAGUUACGGAGCAGUACCUGCAAGCACCGGCGCAUCGCCGUUUCUAGCUCCAUCCCCUAGUUAUUCAUUAUUCAAUUACCACCUGGCAAGGUUUAAGGUUGGUUGGCAAGGCAUGGCAUGGCAUGCAGCGCCGCCGCAGGCCUGCAUGCAGCAGCAGCAGCGUUUCGUCGGCGUCUCGGCGCGAUAGCAUCUGCAGCGCGUCUUUAAAGUUUCGAGGGAUUGGAAGGAUAUUUUUUUUUGAAAAAAAAACGCUACAUUCAGAUUUCAGAAUCCGGAAAGGGGAAAGGGCCUGGUGGUGGUGCUGGUAAAAUCUUACGCGGGUCCGGCGGCCCGUUGCCGCCUGCUGCUGGCUGCUGGGCGGUUAACGGGGCCCGGACGGCGCCUGAGGACACCACAUAAAGUCCAGGCAGGCAGCUAUACGCUGAUCUCGGCGAGAGAGAAGGGGGGAGGGGAACACGGCAGCACCAUAGACUGUUGCUACUCACAUCUGCGACUGCGACUGCGACUGCGAGUGGGUCGGGGACGUACGCCUCGUGCGCCGAGCUGCUGGCAGCUGCUUCGUUUGGAGUCUUCCCCAUACGCGCCUGUCCAGCGUGGGGGGCUGCUGGGCCACGCACAGGGGCCAGUAGCAGCAGAGCAAGGGCAAGGGCAAGGGCGGCCCUGCUACGGUAUAGAUUUACAUGCACGCGCCGCAUAAACAAAGACAUGAGAAGCUUCGCUGCCCGCGCUCUACGCCGUAUUUACCUGCCUGUGCUGUGUGCCGCGCUGCAUCGUAUAUAGUCUGCUCUCUACCAGUGAGCAGCAGAUGCUAUACCACGACAACAGCGGCAGCAGCAGCAGCUAGCUGUUGCAUUACAUCCGCCCAUUGCCUGCCAGCAUGCCUUUACUGUUCAGGAGCAACAGCAUAUGUGUGGAGCGCGGAUAAAUACACUGCCAUUGCUUGCUCGCUCGCUUUGCUCCGCCCUGUGCCUGUGCCUGCUGCGGCCUCGUUUACGUCUAGCGUCGGUGGAGCUGCACGCAAGCUCUACUACUGCUCUCAGCUCUCUAUCUGGUCCUCCGCCCCUAGCAGCUAUAUAUACAGUGUGCCUCUCGCAUCUGCAGCGUGCAUGGAGUUGCCCCCUGGACGGGACAAGGCUUCCUUUGCCGGCGUGCGGUGUGGUGGAGGCCUAGCUUGUUGACGGCAGAGCACAGCACAUUUGCAGGCUGUAGCGCGCGCCACAUAGAUAGUAGACAGGCGAGGGGCGAUAGAGCAGUGUGCGCGACUAGCUAGCUAGCUAGCUUGGGGCAGCCGAAGAUGCUGGCAUGCAUUGCGUGCUCCUCCAAGGAAGGCGCAGAGGACGGCUCCCGUGCCGCGGCCACUACGACGACGCCUCACGGCAAAGAAGCCGUCAAGUCUCUCACCUCACAGCUCAAGGACAUGGUGCUCAAGUUCUCCGGCUCCAGCAAGCAGUGCAAGGGGACGGCCGGGACCCAGUCGUUCAGGAGCAGCGGGGACAGGUACCGCCGCCCCUACCCCGGCUUCAUCGACGACACAGGCUUCACGCCCGCGAGCAAGGUUCUCGGCGAGGACUACUACCCAAGGACCGCAUUGGCGGGGGCAGCAGGCGCCGCCGGUGGCGCGCGAACGGCUUCGUCGGAUACGUUGGACAUGGGCAGGAGCAACCGCAAGAGCCCCGGGAGUAGCGGCUGGAUUCCGGGCACCGACGAGGCAGCGGCGGGCGGGGACGAUGUCCUCGCUCUGGAGGACGCCGCCGCGCCCAGGGAGUGGACGGCGCAGGUGGAGCCCGGCGUCCAGAUCACCUUCGGUACCAUCCCGACCGGCGGCAACGACCUCAAGCGCAUCCGAUUCAGUCGGGAGAUGUUCAACAAGUGGGAGGCACAGCGGUGGUGGGGCGAGAACUACGACCGCAUCGUGGAGUUGUACAACGUGGUGAUGUUCAGCGGCCGGCAGCAAGGGUGCUCCACUCCGGUGUCCUCCGUCGACGACUUGGCGCUGAGGGACUCGUCCUACUCCCGUGGCGGCUCGACAAGCAGGGGCAGCCCGAUCACAGCGCCGCCGCCGCCGCCGCCACUGCCGCCGGUGGCAAGCAAAGAACCGAUCACCCGGAGCGCGUCGUACAAGGCAACGGCAGCAGGGUCCUCCUCGGCACCGUACGCGGCCGCGCAUUCCACCAGGGCGGCAGCGGCAUACUUCCCGUCCGCGGCCGUGCCCGACCCGUCGGACCACGUCUGGGCGCACCACUUCAACAUGCUCAACUCCGCUGCUGCGGCGGCCGGCACGUCAGCGGCGAUGGGCGGCGGGGCCCCGUCGUCCUACGACCCGUCGCGCGCCACCACGUCGUCCAGGGACGAGGCCUCCGUGUCCCUCAGCAACGUGAGCGACCUGGAAGCCACGGAGUGGAUCGAGGAAGACGAGCCGGGCGUGUGCCUCACCAUCCGCGAGCUCGGCGAUGGCACUCGCGAACUCCGCCGCAUCCGGUUCAGCCGGGAGAUAUUCGGCGAGGAUAGGGCCAAGGUGUGGUGGGAGCAGAACAGGGAGAGAAUACAGGCGGAAUAUCUGUAGCAAGCGAUCAGACACUGAGCUGAUGCAAUUUUCAGGCCUGAUGGGAUAAUCAAAUAUGUUUGUGAGAGGAUAGAUUAGGGAGAUGAUACCGCUAUAUACAUGGUGAAAACAACGUGAAGGGGGAAACUGUGAAAGUGAAAGAAAUGGUACCUGUCCUUAGUUGCCUAAACUAAUAAUAAGUUUGUACAUCGUUGGUACAAUGGUACCGUGUCUGGUUUAAAGUUACUUUGUACUGUACGUGUACUGUACAUCUUGGUUCCUUCGGUGGUUUAAUUUGUUUUUUUAACUCUGUCCA
Zea mays is the source of this 3278-nucleotide messenger RNA. Its product is annotated as protein Brevis radix-like 2. The record is from RefSeq and is a predicted model, not a curated record. The transcript has 6 exons. The coding region runs from base 1715 to 2983 and encodes 422 amino acids. Lineage: Eukaryota; Viridiplantae; Streptophyta; Magnoliopsida; Poales; Poaceae.